UAUUGACUACAGUAUUAUAUUCCAGUUCAGCAUUACACAAAAUACUCGGCAGGAAGCCAAUUGAAUCAGGGAGAUGACAGCGUUCUAAUUAUUUAAUAACAUUUAAGGAAAUCGAAACAUUCCACAAGGAUUUCAAAAUAUGAAGUCGCGCACUUUGCUGCUGAUGGUUGGCAUCUGUGCCCUGUCUGUUGGUGUAGGGGUCGGAGCACUCAUCGGCUACUUCAGUCGCAGCAGGGACUCGAACCCCGAGACAGGAACUGCCGACGGAGAUAUCGAUGAUAGGAUCAUGAACGAGAUUAGCAGAGAAAGAAUACGGGAGAACCUGAGAUAUUAUGCCAGGAAACCGCAUCUCGCUGGAACGGCUGCUGAUAGAGAAGGAGCAGAAGAUAUCCAAAAGGCAUGGUUAGACCAAGGCUUGGAUUCGGUUAGACUGGUCCCAUAUGAGGUCUAUCUGCAGCAUCCUCCAUCCCCUGAUGAUGAGGAGAAGGCCAACAAGGUACAGAUCAUAAACCCCAGCUCUGGAGAGGUCAUCUAUACCUCAGCUCUCAGAGAAGAUCCCUACGAUGAGGAUGAGUUACAUCAGCCUGGUAUCCCUCCCCCAUACAGUGCUUACUCGGCGACAGGUGAUGUAGUGGGUGACCUAGUAUACGUAAAUUACGGGUCGGAAGAGGACUAUGAAUUGAUAUUGAAUGAGAUUGACCCAACCAUGAAUUUUACAGGGAAGAUAGCAAUUUGCCGUCAGGGAGGGACGUUUCGUUACGCCAAGGCUGCCAUAGCCCAACGUUACGGCAUCAUCGGCGUUAUCUUGUACAGUGAUCCCAACGACUACUCGGUGCCCCCAGAGCAGGGCUUACCUUACCCCCAGGGGAAGUUCCUCCCUGGAUCCGCCACACAAAGAGGAUCGUUUCUCCGUGUAGUCGGUGAUCCACUGACACACGGCUAUCCCGCUAAAGACUUUGCCUUCCGGGUUUCGCCUAAUGAGACCGACAUGCCUCGGAUACCGGUGCAUCCGAUCGGUUUCCAUGAUGCCGAAAAACUAUUACAGGCAAUGGGUGGUGAAUCACCACCCCAUUACUGGAUCGGAGGUCUGAAUGCAAGCUAUAGUCUAGGACCGGGUUUUAAAGGUCCAAAUCUGGGAAACCAGGUGAGGUUAGUUGUCAACUCUGUAUCUGGGAUAUAUACGACAUACAACACCGUGGGGUUCAUACGAGGCGAGAUAGAACCAGAUCGUUACGUCAUCCUCGGUAAUCAUCGGGAUGCAUGGGGACUCGGGUCCAUCGACCCUACCAGCGGGACAGCCACUCUCCUCGAGAUAUCCAGGGUCUUCGGUUUGCUGAAAAAAGAAGGUUGGAGACCGAGACGAACGUUGAUGUUCUGCUCCUUUGGCGCUGAAGAAUUCGGGAUAAUCGGCUCAGUAGAAUGGACGGAGGAGUUUCGCGACAUUCUCUCCGAGCGGACAGUAGCAUAUAUCAACCUGGACAUAGCUGUCGCAGAUACGUAUGUUUUGUAUGCCUCAUCCUCGCCAAACCUGCGUCAGGUCAUCUAUGAAGCCACUAAAAAGGUACCGGACCCAGAUCCAUCUAAUACCCGGAAAACCGUUUUUGACACGAUGGUAGAGCGGAAUCCGAGUUACGACCCCGAUUUACCAUAUGUAAAUCUCUUACUGGACGGCAGUGACGACUAUGCUUUUGAGAAGAGGCUCGGUAUAUCGUGUAUCAGUGGCUACUACAUAUACGAUAGAAACACGCUACCCAUAUUUAUCUACUCUCUCUACCAUACACAAUAUGAGACCGUUCGACUUAUGGAGACUUUCAUCGAUCCUGAAUACAAAUACCACCAGGCGAUUGGGAGAGUAUUCGCUGAAAUGGCUCGCAUCCUCUCUGAAAGCUUGGUGUUGCCCUUUGAUAGUUUAAGCUUAGUCCAGGAAGUCAAUGACAUGUGGCACUAUGGUUUGGUGAAUACCACUCUAUCGAAGGCUAUUGAAGACCACGGCAUCACAUUAGCAUGUCUUCAAAAUGCAGUGUAUAGACUUUGGGAAAACGCUCAAGAAUUUCAAAGAAGAGUUAACACUGUUAACACAAAAAGUGCCUUGGAUGUAAGGCGAAUCAACGACCAGAUGAUGCUGCUUAGUAGGGCAUUUCUAGGAGAUCUUCCAGGAAACAAUCUAGAUAGGCAUCUGAUUUUUUCACCGCGGGUGACCGUGCCGCGAAGCACCGAGGAUGUGCCCUACACCUUCCCUGGAAUCCUCGAUGCCAUGCACGAUAUCGCUGAUGACCCCGAUCAGGAACACCGCUGGAGGGUCGUAGAGCAGCAGGUCGCCAUAUUAACACAUGCCGUCGAGGCCGCCACCUCCGUACUGAAGGAUGUUACGUCAUGGUGACGUCACAUGAUUGCAAUAGCAAUAAAUUUUCGACAGGACACUAAUUAGACACUCUAAAGGAAAGAGGCUUUUGUGGCAUGCAUUUAAUGCCUCAAAAGUCAAUGAAAAUUGUCGAUCUUUUUUAAUCUCUCCUUUAUAUAUCUUCUACCAGUGAAUUACUUUGACCGAUAUGGGAGAACGAGAUCGUAAAGCCACCUUGCAAUCAAACCCUGCAAUCCAAACAAUUUAACAAGAUUUUCAAAGAAAUUAUAGGAUGUCCGAUAGAUAGCAUAUUUUUAGAAUCACGAAUUGACCCGAAAUCAAAUCUUGAAAAUCUAUAUUUUGUAAAGAUCGAUUUUUUAAAAUAGAUCCUUUGGAGAAUGGACGAUUUGCUAUUGAGUGCGACAAUAAGCAUUGUAAUGUUCUAUCAUCGCAGUGAAUUUUCUAAAAUGUUUGUGAAAAGUACCAUGAGGCCUACUCUAUAUAUUUACAUUAAUGUAUUUACUGUGGUGAAGAUGUGACAGGGGCGGAUCCAGCCGGCGGCAAGGGAGGGGGCCAAAGAGGGGGCCAAAAAAAUGAGUAGUGAGCACUAU
Molecule: messenger RNA, 2952 nt
Organism: Strongylocentrotus purpuratus (purple sea urchin)
Lineage: Eukaryota; Metazoa; Echinodermata; Echinoidea; Camarodonta; Strongylocentrotidae
Product: N-acetylated-alpha-linked acidic dipeptidase 2
Exons: 18
Coding region: 140-2380 (746 amino acids)
Molecular function (GO): carboxypeptidase activity
Source: RefSeq, a predicted model, not a curated record